ACAGUAAGAUUUUAGUUAUAAAACAUGAGUAGCGUUCUGUAAGAUUUCAGGAAAAGCAAGCGUUUAACAUGAACAUUCUUUCAGUAUUUCUACUAAUGUGGAUAUUGAUUAAGAUGACCAAAGGAAAUGACCCUUUCGAGUCUUUUCUGAUCCGUCCUCAAUGUUACGAAAUGAAUCAGCCGGGUUGCAGUAAAGACUUUAUCGAUGCUUAUCCAAAACUAUCGAUGUCGUAUAACAAUCUGACGAGAGCUGACACCUUCCUUUACUUGUUUACUCCCAAAAACAUUGACCAACCUGAAUUGCUACACAAGUGCGAUGACGUCACUCCACCACAAACAAACUUCAAUCCUAAAUGCAAAACGGAAAUCAUAAUGCCCGGAUUUCUCACUGGAGUUUGCAAUGUUGCUGGUUACCGGGAAGUUAAGAAUGAACUUCUGAAGAAAGGCUGUUACAAUGUUAUUCUAGUUGACUACAUGUGGGGAGAUUCCUUUGAUCCUACAGAAGGCAUGCUCAAUGGAAGGAUAGUUGCUAGGCAACUGGCAAAGGUUAUACAAAUUCUGAAGAAAAAAUAUCACCUUUCCAGCAAAGAUUUUGUGUGCUCGGGUAUCAGUCUAGGAGCACAUAUUUGCGGUUUUAUAGGUCAAAAGACCCGACUUGGUGUUAUUAAUGGACUUGAUCCAAGUGGCUCACCUAUACAAAAGAAGACACCUCUUAAUCAAAGGCUUGACCCCAGUGAUGCGGACUGCGUUCAAGUCCUACACACGAAUGCUGGAGGAUGCUUUCCUGCACUUGGAUGCAAUUUUUCAUGCGGCACAGUUGACAUAUGGAUUAAUGGCGGUCUUGAACAGAAAGCUGCACAAAGGGAGGCUUUAGUUCAUUUUCUUAAGGGUGAUUUUGUCUAUGCUACUUUGAAUCUAGGAAUUGGAUCCCAUCUUCAGGCUAUGCAAUAUUACAAAGCGUCUAUCAACGCUAAAGAUUGCAAGUUCAUAGCAAUAAGCUGCAAAAGUUAUGAUGAUUAUAAAAAUGGAAAGUGCUCUAGCUGCGGAAGGAAAGGAAAUCAAUGCAUUUUGGUGGGAGCAGAUGCCUGCGAUUGUCUGCGCAAGAAGAAGAGUACCAAAGUUAGAAAACACAGAAGAGGCUAUUACUUGAGCACCAAUGAAACGUGCCCUUAUUGCAGUAAUGCUGGUUUGAAUACAACUAGAUUUCAUUGCACAUUUAGAAGACAAAAGCACAGAACUGCUUAGGCUGUUGUUACCAAGAUUAAGGCUGAGCUUUAUAACUUGCUUGGAAGGAAAUGCACUUUUUGAAAACCUCUAAAUAAAUAAAUGAAU
Messenger RNA from Uloborus diversus, 1331 nucleotides. Its product is annotated as inactive pancreatic lipase-related protein 1-like. Gene Ontology annotation, molecular function: lipase activity. NCBI's taxonomy places the organism in Eukaryota, Metazoa, Arthropoda, Arachnida, Araneae, Uloboridae. Bases 69 to 1244 code for a protein of 391 amino acids. The record is from RefSeq and is a predicted model, not a curated record. The transcript is spliced from 8 exons.